Trichoderma atroviride IMI 206040 is the source of this 1893-nucleotide messenger RNA. RefSeq lists its product as uncharacterized. The record is from RefSeq and is a predicted model, not a curated record. Gene Ontology annotation, molecular function: gamma-glutamylcyclotransferase activity. NCBI's taxonomy places the organism in Eukaryota, Fungi, Ascomycota, Sordariomycetes, Hypocreales, Hypocreaceae.
CAGAAACCCAACAGCCCGAUAUUCGGAUAUCCCCGCCAAUUCCCCAAUUUGACCAUGGAUGCCAUCCGCAGCCAAUCAGUGGGGGGUAAGAAAUCCAAAAUGCCGGUCCAGAAGGCAGCAUCGGCGGUGUCUCUAGACCGCCGGCCGGCAAAGUUAUACUUUGCUUAUGGGAGCAACUUGCACGUCAAGCAAAUGAACCGUCGAUGUCCAAACAGCAAGUUCAUCGGAAAGGCCCGUUUAUCCAACUAUCGAUGGCAGAUCAACGAACGCGGAUAUGCCAAUGUCGUCGUCGCAGACGGACACUGGGUAGAUGGUCUCGUAUAUGAGAUUGACGAUGUCGACGAAGCCAAGCUGGACAUAAAUGAAGGCGUCGCGAAGAAUGCAUACAAUAAGCGAUACAUGACCGUUCUACUCCAUCGAGCACAGAGUGCCCUGUACCGCCGCCCCGUCUCGUGGAUAGUGGAAAAAGGCGGGCCCGCGGCCGUGGCCAGAGAAGCCAGGCUUAUAGCUCAGGGGCGGCGAGAAAACUCUCUACUGCACUGGCAGGAUGAUGUUCUCAUAUACAUCAAUCCAAACUGCACUCUCGACAGCAGCCCCAAGGAAGAAUAUGUCAAUCGAAUCAACCUGGGCGUUGCGGAUGCUAGGGCCCUAGGCGUUGACGAGGAUUAUAUUCGGAACUGUAUCCGCCCCUUUAUCCCGGAAUCCAGAGGCAGAGCCCCUUCAAGUCCAGCACUAGGAGCCCCCAAGCUCAAGGUGCUAACGGUUGUCCGGGGCAGGCAUGAAAAUUCUCCUGCGCGGUCUGACGGCCGCUCCCCGGCGCGCAAAGAACGAUCGGUGAGCCGAUCGAAGCAGCAUUUUGAGCGACGAUCUCGAUCCUUGCAGCCUCCUAACAAAGGGAAUGACCAUAAGAAAGACUCGACAGCGAAAUCGAAUGUGCCACCCCUGCCCCCGCGGCCACAGUCAAACCAACCCCGUGAUGUUCCUAUCGUUUCAGUACAGGAAGUACACCUUUCGAGCUGGGGCUGGUGGCCAGCAUUUUCAUGAGAAGAGAAGAGACGAAAUUGUCGGUAUAGUUUCCUUGAAAAUGAUCGAAUUUCGUAAUUCAUUGCGAUGAACAUCAUCAAGAUGUCAGGCUUUGCUUUUGUUCAACAAAGGAAAAAAUAAAUCAAUAGCUCCAGUCGCCUUCGAGCCGUGUUCUAGAGGACCCUUGGGCCAUGAAUCAGAGCUUUGAGCGAUGCCGCCUCAAGAUCAGGGUCUUACUUUUGGGUGAUACAUUUCGCGAUGGACCAAGAGAUCGCCCCUUUGAUCCGUUUGCAAAAUCCCACAACAGUCUUGUCAACGUCAUAGUCUUUUGUGGAAUAUCGCCAUCCUUAUCUCCUCCAUACACCAAAACUGUUGGCUUGCAAAUAGCUUUUGCUGUCGACUUCUUUGCUCCGGAGACUGUCUCGACAAAGAGACCUGGAGCAAUAUCGAAUAGAUACGAUGCGUUUUUAAGAGCCUCGGUUGAUUUGCCAUUUUCGCCCGAGUUCAUAAUGGCUCCUCUAUCGGCGAGGUUGAUACAUUCAUAAGUAUCCAGUUUUGAUCUCGCGCUUCGUGCUGGCCACCUUAGAGAGAAUAUAUUUGGAGAAAGCUGCAAUCGAUGUGUAAGGUCCACUGCCGGAUCAAUGAUGCUUGUCCGAAGAGAGUUUUGCAGUUCUGCAGCAGUUACAUAUGGCACUGCAACUGUUAAGAGAGAGGCAAGAUCUUCGGUAAUGAGGUUGAGAUAUGCUGCUUUUCUGGAUUUGAAAGAUUUCUGGCUGGUCAAAGCCGUAAGUGUCUCAGAUCUCCACUCUCUACAAUGCUGUAUAUCUUUGGAAAUGUUAGUUUUUGUUGGAAAUGUAUAAUAUCGCCAUG